UACUUUUUUAAUAAAAAAAAUAAGAAAGAAAAAACAAUUAAAAUUACAUACAUCAAAUAAAUUUUUAUAAUUGAAAAGAAUCUUUAAAAUUUAUCGGAUAGUCAACAAAUAUGAUUCUCAAACCUGUCUAUAAUCACGGAUCGACUUCAAGAGAUUUCUCUAUUUUUUAGGGUUAUUAGUAUUACAACUACAACUCCCAGUGAGAUGGCGAAUACUCAUAGAUCCCAUAUCCCAAUACCAACAUAAAGGGGCCUUAUUGCAUUUAAACAAAAUUUGGCCGUUGUUUAGCAAAUUUAUAUUUCCAAAACGCAAAGUUUUAAUAUUAAGCCGCGAAUGUGAUGAUACGACGUGCUCACUUUCAUUUCAUUGCCAUGAAAAUUUCAAGUUAAAGACUGAAAUUGGAAUUGAAGGGCAGCAAGGCGGCACUUACUAUACCUUUAAAAAAAGAGAAAAUUAAAUUCCAAAAACAAAACAAUUAAAUCCACAAAAAAGGGAAUAGAUAAUUUUAAAUUUUACUCACGUCCAAAAGAACAUUUAAACAAAAAACAAAUAUCCAAGAUAAAGGAAUGGGCGAGAAAAAUUGUCGGAUUUAGGGAAUAAAUCAAAAAAAUCAUUUAAUUUAAAAAAAACAAAAAAAUCAUUUAAAAACUAACUCAAUUAAAAACGAUAAUUCACCUUCCUCAAAAAUCAAUUAAAAACUUCUUUUUUUUUACUUGGAUUUUUUUUUGUUGAAGAAAUCCAAAUUUAUCAAAAAAAAAAAUUAUCUGUGCAUUUAUAUUAAUUGUUUUAAUUAUUUUAUUUUAUUUUUUUUUAAAAAAAAUAUUUAUUUCCACCAUUUACCUGGAUAUAUUUGUUAAAAUCAUUCCAUUGUUGUCUACGGGUUCGCGCGAUAACUCUAUUAUAAAUAGGUGGAACACUCCAUAUUCAAACACAAGCUGACAUUCGAAUGAUCGAUUCAUUUUUCUUUGGCGAUUAUCGAUGUAUAGUCGCUAAAUGACGCUUGGAUAGAUCAAUUAUAAAUCAUGAUAUCGCUCCAUUGAAAAUAAGCCCAAUUUUCUCAAUGCUACACACACUGAUCAAAUGUCUUUAUCAUUCUCGAUUAUUCCUAAUCACUUUCAUAUGCCAAUCCCACCUAACAUUACUUAUCACCGCCCGUUUAAUAAACCGUAUCCCAACAUAAAAACACUCAACAUGAAACGAUCGAUUAAAAAUAGCCAUAGUGUUUGCGAGCAACUUCCCAUCCCUCAUUCUACACCUGGUCUAGCUGGUGAAUUAAUGAAUGCUAAAUACUUAUAUAAAGCUGAUUCUGGAGUGGGAUCCAUAGAGAAAAGCACGAUCUUCGAAUACGAAGAUAUCGAUGAGAAGGAGGAAAUUUCGGAAGAGAAGGUAGGGUUGGGCUUGGAAAAUUGUAAGGACAUGAUGGAAGAGAAGCAUAAAAGAUUAACUCACACCCCGGCUACCGUUAAUCAUUUUAACGAGCAUUUGAUAGAAAAAAAUUUCGAUAAUAAUCAAUCGAUUCUUUACAGCAUUGGUACUGUUAAUGGCGCGGGUUCGAAAAAACGAAAGCAAAUUGCACCAAUAAGGUUGCACCAUGGUCAAGGCAAUUCCAAGAAUUUCAAAAAAACUAACAUGAAAUCCAAAGAGCCUCUCGCUGAAGAAAUGGAUUCGCAACUUAUCUCUAAGUCCUCUCAAAGUGAGAAAGAAAUCACGAAUUGUCCAAACACAAAUAUUAUGGUUAGUCAUAAUACUAAUUUUACCCUAAAAGAAACCAAACCGGGACCUGAAUUAAAAUCGAAACCGUCAUUCAUCGCCAACAGUCAAUCAACCCCGGUUACUUCUUCCCUUUGGGAUACUGCUACAUUUGCUUCUUUUGAUACUUAUCUAUCGGCAGCUAACUCAGCAAACGUUGCUUUAUAUGGUUAUGGCGCCGCAGCUCCCUUUGCCUUCCCGCCUUUUUUUGGGACUGGUUCCUCUAACCCUUAUUACCAAUACUUCAUGCCCGAAACCAAAGAUAAAUCAUCGUCGAAACUUGAUGAGCCAACCAGCUCCCAAGAGUUUUCUCUUGGUUCACAUCUCCCAUCACAAGCUAACGUUCUACCUCAUCCCUUCAUGAUGUAUGAUAUGCCACCCUUCUUGGCUAACUCGCUUCAGCAACAGGCCCCAACCUCCCAACACCCUCUCCCGCCCCCACCGUCUCGUAUUUUUAACCAUGAUGCUUUUUGCGAGCUGUGUAACAAAGAAUUUUGCAACAAGUACUUCCUCAAGACGCACAAGGCUAACAAGCAUGGUGUGUUCGAUAUGGCAUCCCUCAACAACUUUUAUACUAAUAACCUUAAUCUAUUCGCACCCCAAUUUGGACUAGACCCUUCUUCAUAUGAGCCAGCCACUACUAAUGCUGCGGAAAAAAUAGAAUAUAAUUCUGAAAAAAUAGAAGUGGGUACCAAUUGUGAGAAUAGGGAUUCAGAAGCUGAAUUCGACAAGUCUCAAAUUCUCUAUUUAUUAGAGACAACGCAAAGCAACAUAGUUAUAGAGCCUAAGCCUCCUGAGGGUUUUAAAACCCCACCUCAGAUAACCGAUGAUGCAUUUCCCAAUUUUAAGGAUGAAAAUGUUGUUUUGGAUAUAUCGCCAUCAAUUGAUGAUCACAUAAACAACGAUAAUAGCAAUUGCACUAAAAAUGAUUCUGUUGUAAUAAAGAGUAGUUGCGAUAAUUUAAAUGAUCCUUUAAACGUAACCCAAUCAGUUAUAGACAAAGUACAAAAAUCUCCCGAUAUUAGUUCCUCUAAAUCUACCAGUUUAAACGUUCAGACCUUCACAACUCACGCAAAGUCUCAAAGCACUCCUCCCUUUUCUUCCUCUUUUCAUCUCGAAAAACAAUCGGCUGACUUGACAAUGCCUAAUUCUUCGGGGGAAUCUUAUUGUGACCUUUGCAGAAAAGAAUUUUGCAACAAGUAUUUCCUUAAAAAGCAUAAAAAGAAUAUACAUGGUAUCGUUACUCCUAACGAGCCUUUCUCUAACGAAUCCAAUAAUGUCAACAAAUCUAUCAAAUCAGAUUCAUCAUCUCAAAUAUCUUUAUCGGCUGACGACACUAUCCUUCCCUCAAAAUGUGAAAAGUCAUCCACUACCCAUCAACACCCAAUCUAUGAUUCCUCUCUGGGAUCUACCUCUCCAAAUCCUACCCUAACUGAUGAAGCCCAUAAUGCUAUAAUGAACUAUCAAAGCAGCAAUCCGGAUAAAGCCGACGAUACUGAUAAGUGCUCAUCUAACAAAAUCAUAGUUUCUGGCUCUAAAUAUCCCUGUACGAAAUGCGAUAAAAGCUUUAACAACAUGCACUUUUUGAGGUCCCAUUUGUUCAACGUUCACGAUCAGCCCAUUGAUUUUGGGAUAAAAAAUCCUAGCAUUAUUAUAAACCACAAAAAAGUUGGGGAAGAAAAUGUUGAAAGUUUACAAAAAUCAUUAAAAACCGUUGAAUCGAACAUCAAAACGGUAUUUAAUCACACCGACAGCCAGAGAACCGAAAACUCGCACACGAACAACAAACUAAUGGUAACCGAAAAGCCGAUCACAAUCAGUUACGAAGACGAUGAGGGUAGUAUUAUCAAAACUGAAUCAUGCGAAAAAGCCAAAUCUCUAGGUUCAGAAAUGAUAAAGAAAUUAGAAAAUGUGACCAGGCACUCUAUUUCGAAGUUUGAUAAUGGAUCCGAUCAGUCGUUAGAGUUUAAUAGCUUGAUGGAAUAUGAUGAUGAUUUUGAUACUUCUUGCAGCAAUACCAUGAAAUCUAAAUCUAAAAUAAAAUUGAUAUCUGCUAACCAUUCAAUACACUCGUAUCAUAAAAAUAUUUCUAGUGGCGGGUUUGAACCCCCAAAACACAUAUAUAAUCGAUAUUAUAAUUCAAAAGAUCAUUUUUACCAUCAAUGGGGUAGCAGCUUUUGUCAAAUUUGUCAGAAGGAACUCUGCAAUAAAUACUUUCUCAAGACUCAUAUGGUGAAAAUGCACGGGGUUUCUGUUGAAGAAGCUAAGCGGAUUUUAAGAAAACAAACCUACGCACACGGUUCAAACUCUCUAUCAAACUACAAGAUGGGUAAGAGUUUAAAUCAGUGGGUUUCAAAUCAUUCAUCAAACAAAAAAUCUUCGGGUUUUUAUAAUACUAAACACGUUGACCACGAUCGCUCUAACACCGAUAAUACUUGCAAUAAUUGCAUCAAAGAGGAGCCCAUAGAUGUUUUAUACAAAAGUAACUGGGCUAAGAGCAAAGAAUCGGCAAUUUAUCAAUCUCCUCCUAAUCACGAAUCGGUCGAUAAAACGGUUAAGGCAAUCAACAAUUUCGAUGAUAUGAAGUAUUACCAUCCUUAUUUUCAAUAUUUUUAUCAUCCCACCCUUUUCCCUAACCAUAUGAUGAUGCCCGAGGUAGCUUCAUCCCAAUCUUGCGCGAUGUCCACUACCUCGUCCUUACUAAAGACUUCCCCCCGGCAUCAACUUUAUCCUAAGGACAAAAACUGUAGGAUGAAUCAUGUGAUCAACAAUACUCAACAACCAUCAUUCCACUACCCUAAUUUUUAUGGCUCCAAUAUAUUUCCUCCUUCGCAAUGUUCUUCUCAGCCCAUACUUAUGUCUCACAAGUUUGCUUCACCGUCUUUCAAAAAUAUAGGGCUCGAACCGAAGAUGAUUGCAUGUCCCUAUUGCGGCCUGUUAAUCGAAGACCCGAAAUCUUUGUUAAAACACCUUUAUCUGGAACAUCCAGAUGAAGAUGUAGAUCCUUCCUGCAUUAACUCUUUUCCUUACUACGCUCCUUCUACUUGUUUGGACCAAAAUGUUCCACCCUACAAUUUCUCGAAUAGAAUCAAUCAUUAUCCAUCAAAUACCAAAGAUAUGGCCAAAAGAUUAUCCCAAUUUUAUAUUAAUCAAGAUAAUUAUUCGGCAUACCAUGGUAGUCAUAGCGCUCAAUCGCACCAGCAUUUAUUAUUAAGCAAUUCAUAUCAAUCCGACCCUACAAUUCCUAAACACGCUUGUAGAAAAUGUGGUAGAUCUUUCAACUACCCGGAGACUUUAUUGAGGCACCAAAAAUCGCACCUCUCUCAAGAUAGACAACACAAAAUAAAUAAAGGUAUUUCGGUGUAUAAUGAUCUCACGGAUUCUGUUAAGAAAUCGGAAAUUAAGGCUCAAAACAGAAAAUAUAUUUCAACAACGAGAGCAGAAACACUUGAAUCUCAGCCAGCAUUACCAAACGAUAAUGCUGACUCAAAUAUUAAAUGUAGAGGCAAUCGCGCUGAUAUUUUUAAACAAAGGUAUCCGAUGACAAAAUACGGCAUGGACAGAGUUUACGCUAGAACAAACUAUCAAAAUAAUUAUCACUACCGGAACAGGGUUAAACGAUCCAUGUUCGACAAAUUAGGAAGCCUAUAUAGAAGGAGAAAAAAAUUCCGCAAAAGAUGGAAUUUGCGCACGAAAUUUAAUGGCUCAGUCAAAUCCGAUUUAUCUCGUAGCAAUAAAUCCUCUAUCGACUAUACUGAAAUGCCUAUUUCAUUAUUGAAAAAUCCUGGCUAUCCAAACAAUUAUGACUCGAGCAAUAAAAUUAUCAACUCAUCUACUAUGCAUCCUAAUAACGGCGAUAUCAAAAUUUCUUCAAAAUUAGUUUCGACUACCUUAAGUUUAUCUUACAAGCAAACUAAAUCCGCCAGCAAUAUAGACCAUGACAUGGCAAAAUUGUCAGUCACCAAACCAAGCUUAUCCCUGAAUUCACUAGUCACAUCAGCAUCCAUUACAAACGUUGGGGUUACAAAAUCUACUUCACCUGGCGAUUUACUUGCAUCUAAUUCUGACAAUAAUCAAGUCUCCCCGAUAAAUAAAGAAACUAAACGUCUGCCUUCAUCUUUUUCAUCUCCUCAAAUUUCUAGAGAUACUAUAGACAUAAAAUCGCUUUUCAUCGAACCUUUGAAUAAUACUAAUUCCCCAUUAUCCAAUGACUCAAUUAAGGACAAAAUCAUUAUGCAACCAUUCAUCCUAAAAACUUAUAAUAAUUCUGACAGCCAAAACGCUUCUAUUUUUGUGAAAAACAGUUUGGGUGACACGACCGAUCGCUUGACCCAUAAUUCCUAUUCGGCGGCCGAAACCUUCCUCAUAAAUCACAUUUCUCGGCGGGAAUCAAUUUCCGCGCACGUUCCGCUCAUCCCUUCCCUCGUUUAUUUGCCCGUAAUUAGCGAGAUCAAGGAGAAAACUAUAGCUCUGUUUACCUUGGAGCCAUACCAAGAACCACGCGCCAAAAAACUUCAAUAAUUUUUUUUUUUGAUUAUGAAGAUUAACAUGACCAAAACUUCUCUAAGACUCUAUAUUUAUUAUUUAUCGAAGAACAUAAUUAAUUUUUCCGCUCUACCUCAAAUAAAUGACAAAUAAUACGUCAAAUAAUUUAAAAAAAACUAUUUUUUGAAUAAGCUUUACAGAAUUAUUAUACUAUUUUUUUUUACAUUAUAAAAUUAUAAGAAUUGAAUUUGAUUAAUUAAUAUAUUUGUGGCAUAAUAUAAUAUAAUUUUUUUUCACCUUUAUACUUUAAAGAAGAAAAAAAUAUUUUGUUUCUCUUUUAUAAAGAGAUAAUUAUACCUUUCUCAUUGUUUUUUUGGAGGAAAAUAAUUUAUAUACCUAGCGUUCAGCACCCCCCCCCCCUUUUUUUACAUACUCGAAAAGAGCAACUAAUCUACUUAAAUAUCCCCUCAUUCAUCUCGCUUCUAUCUCUGAAGUUUUCUAGAUUCUUUUAGAUUUUAAAACCUACUCUCCCUGUAAUCUAUUGGCACCCAACUCCGAACAAUUUUAAUAUAUCCAUCUCCCGGUGUUGGACAAGGUGUUAACUUUCAUAUUUGGUUUACUUGUAAAUACUCAUUUCUUCUUUUAAAUACCUUCAACUUUUAACAUUUAUUAUAAAAUAUUUCAUACUAUAACUUUUCGCUCAUUUUUUUGUCUUUUUUGGCGUUAAGAAAAAUAAAAAAUAUUUUGAAAUAUUUACAAAAACGCUAUUCAUAAUUAAUAUAUCAAACAAUUAUUAUAUUUUUUAUUUUAAAAAUUUUAUAUUUUUUGAAAAAAUCGGUUAAGAUUUAUUUUUGCAUUAUAUAUUUUCUUAUUCAAUAUUGUCUCCCAUUUUUUUUUACCCCCCACCCCCAGCUUCCCCGCAUUAUACUACCUAAAUAUUUGGUUCGGUUUUUUUUAAAAAAAAAAGCAAAUACAUUACUUUUUGGAAUAUUCACUCAUCUUCGUAAACCAUUUUACCCCUGUUUUGAAUCAUCUUUUGAAAACCAUUUUACCCCUAUGUUGAAUAAAAUCUAUAUAUCCCGAUUAAGGUUCAAAGAAAUAAAGGAUCACCAUUCUCGACAGCGAUAAUAACAACUACCCUUUUUUUCAAACUACUCUCCUUCAAUACCUCUAAAAUAAAAAUAUACGAAAUUAUGUAUUUUUUUUGACCAAUUAAUUAGAAAAUAAAAAAUAUAUUAUACAAAAAAAAAUAACUCAAUUUAUGUCGAAUUUUGUAAGACAAUAGAAAAAAAAAAUCAAUUAAUAUACUUUAUUAUUUACAAAUAUUGAAAAAUAUAUUAUUUUACGUUUUAUGAUUGAAUUUUAUUUUCACCAUUUUUUUUUAUGCCAACCUAAUCCUUCCCCUUUUCUUAACUGCAUAAGUUAUUAGUUAGCAAUGAAUUACGACCUUUAACAAUUUAUAAUUUAUUAAACUAAUUAAACUUCCCUCUUUACUAGUUACCUUCAAGUAAAUCUUAUGCCCUUCCCUUUUUAUAUUUAAAAAAAAUAUUUGCCAAUAAUUUUAAACUACUACUAUAUGAAAUUCACUAUUCUCCUUUUGGAUGCGUUAUCCAUAUUAAUUAAAUUAAUUAAACUGGUCCAAUUUGUUUCAUUUUUAAAAAAUAAAAAGAUCCAAAUUUUAACAUCUUUCCGCUAAAAUUUAAAAUAUAUUUGGAAAUAAAAUUAAUUUAAAACUAUGACAAAUUUUUUUAUAUAUAUUUUUUUUUCAUUUAGCGAAAUUUUAUCAAAAAAAAUAAAUAAAAAUGAUUUUUUUAGUACAAUUUUAAAUUACAAUUAUGCGUUAUCAUUUAUUGUAUUGGAUCAUUUCCGUAAUUAUCCAAAAAUUUGUUGGUUUUUUUCUUUAUUUCUUUCUUUUCUAAUCAACUGGAUAGGUUUUUUUUUAUAAUUAUUAAAUCAUUCUUUUUUUUAAGAAAAAAUAAAAUUUCACAUUUUAAAAAUCAAAAUACUUGGACAAUUAAAAAUUCCUCCCUAAUUUUUCGUUUAAUGGUAUAUAAUAUAUGUUUCUCCCAUUUUUUUUCGUCAUCUUUGUAUAUCAUGUAGUUAUAUUGUUAUCAUUUUUUUUUAUUUGGAUCACUUGAAGAUGGUGUAACAAUAAAUGAUAAAGUUUUUUUUCCAACUUUGGAACAAUUUAUAUAAUACAUAUACAUACCAUACCUAAUAAUAAUUUACCAUUUUUGUCCCAAAAUAUAUAUCUACAAAUUGUAAAACUUUUAUAACAUGUUUAUAUAUAAUGAUAAUAAUUUAAAUUGAUCUUUAUAUUAUACAUAUUAUAUCAAU
Molecule: messenger RNA, 8571 nt
Organism: Gordionus sp. m RMFG-2023
Lineage: Eukaryota; Metazoa; Nematomorpha; Gordioida; Chordodea; Parachordodidae
Exons: 4
Coding region: 1081-6270 (1729 amino acids)
Source: RefSeq, a predicted model, not a curated record